GCGCCCGCCGGUGGCAGGGCAGGGCUGCAACGCAACACCCUACCCCCCCGCUCCCGCCGCCCCGACAGGCGGCCCCUGCCUGCCGAGCGCCGAAACGCCGAUACGGGAGAGCGGCCUGAGCCCCGCCGGAAGCGCCGGGGCCGUUAGGGGCCGAGCCCCGCCCCACCAGGCAGGAGCAGUCGCUGCUGAUGCGCGCGCGCGGGCCGUUUGAGGGCGCCGCCAUGGAGCCGUCGGUAAAGGAGGCAGCUGCCGAGGAUGUGCUGGCGAAAAAGGUGGACGUCCUCUGUCUGUUUCGCCUCAGGGACCAGAUGAAGCAGCAGCUCAUGGAGUACAACACUGCAGCCCGUGCCAAUACAGAAAAUUGUCCUAAUAACAUAAACAGAGGUGAUCUCAAGAGAGACAAAGAAAAUUUGGGAAAGGACAUAGAGGAAGUAAAAGCAUCCUUCCAGAACAAGACAUUAGCCUUGCAGAGGAUCCAGGUUACGGCUGCCCUGAGACAAAAAGUGAUGCAAAAAGAUGACGAUUCCAGACCAAUCACAGAAACUGUGAAACAAAUUGCAUUGCUGAGCAAUGCAAUAACUGAACAUGAGCAGCAAGCACAUGAGAAGGAACAGAAAUUACUUGACAUUAAAAGGAGAAGAUUCUCACUACAAAAAUCUGGAGAACAGGUUCUACAGGAAAUUCAAACUGUGAAAAAAAAAGUGGCAAAACGAAAAGGCCGUGAAAUGAGCGGACCGCUGGAGAAAGUACAUAAGUUAAAAGAAGAAAAAGACAUUAUUGUACUCAUUCAAAAUAUUUUCCAGAAUGUCGUAAUAGGAAGCAGAGUGAACUGGGCUGAAGAUCCAUCUCUAAAGAACACUCUUCUACAGCUUGAAAAAAAUAUCAAUUUCCUGUGAAUCAAUACAAACUGUUCAGUUUCACACAGUGUAGAUAAUGUGCUAAAGGCUGGCAUGGCUCAUCAAAGCGCUUUUAGGGGAUUUUAAGUUUUUAACCUUUCUGUAAGUUGUUGUUUUCUCCAGAGACUCAGAAUGGGGACAACAGGCAAAAUUUAAUUCCUAGUACACAAUGAAUGUUUGAGCGGGUUGUGUAGCUGAUGAAAGCUACCUGAAGAGACACCUGAUAGCUGUCCCGUCUCAAAUACUGAUCUCUAUGUAAAAGGCCACAGUACUACAGGAAAGAAUAUAUGAAUCUAAAUUUUUUUUUUUAAUGUAAAACAGGAGCUAACCCAAAAUUAUGUCGUUUUCUCCUGAGCAGCAGCAGGCUGCAGAGUUCAGACAGAAUGCAUGACCCUGCAUUGCCCCCGUGAAAAACACAAUCUGGAAAAGGUGAUUAAGUCAGCUUUUGCUGUAAAACGUUUUUAUUAUCAAAACACUGUGCAGUCACUUUAAACAUUGAAGCUGACAGCCCCUUGGGCUGUACGAUGUAUACUGAUGAGUAAGCCAGCGCUUUCAGCAGUAGUUGCAACCUGUAGAUUUUGUUCUAUCAAGUUAGAUGUAACCCUAGUAAAAAUGCAAGUGAAGUGUGAGCGGUUACUCGAUGCUAUCAGUUGCGCAUCCAGGCAGUGUUUCCGACGUUCCGCUGGCAGCUUUGACGAGAACUCGCCCGCUCACAGCGUGCGAUACGCUGAAGCAGUUGCUGUUUGUUGUUUGACUGUUGGCUUUUAGACGGGUUGGAUUUAAAUCGAAUAAACCACAGAAUUGCUCAGAG
Pogoniulus pusillus (Red-fronted tinkerbird) is the source of this 1707-nucleotide messenger RNA. RefSeq names its product centromere protein H (gene CENPH). Lineage: Eukaryota; Metazoa; Chordata; Aves; Piciformes; Lybiidae. Gene Ontology annotation, biological process: mitotic spindle organization; chromosome segregation; kinetochore assembly. Gene Ontology annotation, molecular function: kinetochore binding. The coding region runs from base 189 to 896 and encodes 235 amino acids. Gene Ontology annotation, cellular component: nucleus; kinetochore. The transcript has 9 exons. The record is from RefSeq and is a predicted model, not a curated record.